AGGGGGAGGAUAUGACAUAUAUUACUGUAGACACUGUGAAUAUUCAUUCUUGUACCCGAGAAAGGUUUCUUGAACUUUCUGAGCCUCACCUGAUAUGGAAUGUGCCAAUUCCCUGUGGGUCUAAGGCUUUGGCUCUUGACAUGGCUGGCUCAAGUCCAACAAUUCACAUCUACUCAGGACCUCAACCACUUGCUACAGACUAGCUGUACCUUUCUUUGAGGUGUACACAUUCAGAUACUCAGGAUUGAAUGUGUCACCUAGACUAUGAACUGCAUGAAGGCUGGGUAAUGUGUUAUCUUUUAAGGUACGAACAUCACCCAAUGAAAUGACUAAACAUUUGAAUACACCACUAUAUGCAUUCUGUGUAUGUAAUGAAUAUGUUAUUCUGCCAUUUUUCCGAUCUUUAACAUCAAACUCAGAUUAAAAAUUUUGUCAUUCCCAACUGCAUCUGUUUAUCUGUGCAUACCUUACAUAGUUUCUCAGAUCUGUCACCUUUUCUAUUAUGUCAUCCUGUUAAAUGAUCAUCGGUGUCUAUUUGAACUUUGCUCAGUCUCCCUUUCAGAGCCUGUGAUAGUUCCAUUUCUGUUGCUAUGAUAAAGUGCCCUGACAAAGACUUCUUCAGGGAGAAAAGGUUUCUUUUGGAGAAAUACAGUCCCACAUGGCAUGAACGACAUGGCAGCAGGCAGAAAAGGCCCUCAGGCAGAAACAGGAAGCUGCCUACUUACAUUUCAUCUGCACUCAGGAAGCUGAGAAUGAAUGAGAAAUGUCAUGAGGAAAAUACUGAGAAAGAUUUAAGUCAAGCUACCUGUAGCCACUCCACGUAUGGACUGAUGAGGGACCAGUCUGCUUGGGGAAAUCCUUCAGAUGGUGAACUCAUCAGAACCCAACCUCAGCCCCUGCCUCAGCUGCAGACAUCAACACAGGAGCCCAGCAAGGAGGAAGCAGACAAGAUAAAGAAUGGGGGCCUCACGAGUCUGAGCAAUGGGAAUGGAAUUCAUCUCGGAGCCAAACAUGCACCCACAGAUAACCACAGAACUUCAGCUCCUGUUUCUCAGAAAAUGCAUAGAAAAAUUCAGUCCAGCUUGUCUGUAAACAAUGAUAUCAACAAGAAGAGUAAAGUAAACGCUGUCUUUUCCCAAAAGUCUGCUUCCUCACCGGAAGACUGUUGUGUCCACUGUAUCCUGGCCUGCUUGUUCUGUGAAUUCCUGACCCUCUGCAAUAUUGUCCUUGGACAAGCUUCAUGUGGCAUCUGCACCUCCGAAGCCUGCUGCUGUUGCUGUGGCGACGAGAUGGGUGAUGACUGCAACUGCCCUUGUGACAUGGACUGUGGCAUCAUGGAUGCCUGUUGUGAAUCCUCGGACUGUUUAGAAAUCUGUAUGGAAUGCUGUGGCAUCUGCUUUCCUUCAUAAACACUUAUCUUUUGUUUGUAUUAAAACUGGAGACAAUUUUACAAUAUUUCUUGUAGGAGAAAGAAAAGCACAUGGUAAGAUUCUCGUGAAGCAACUCAGUGUUUGCACUGUUAACUCAUUUUUAAGUAAUCUCCGAAAUUCUUUUUCUGUCACUAGACCUAUGUGGUUUAAUAUGUGAAGUUUUGACUAACUGGCUUUUGAAGCUUCUUCAUAGAUGAUAAUAAUUUGAAGACAUUUUGACACACACAGCCAACAAUGUUGUAAUCUUCUUUCUGUUGACAUAUCUGUUUCUCCUAAUCAUUUUCAGCAGCUCUUUGCCCUAAACCCGACAUUGCUCUGUAGGUAUUUCAACCGGAUCGCUUAUCUUUGAUGUUUAUCUGUUAGAGGUUAAAAGUGAAUAUUCCUCAUUCUAAGUAAGCACACUCAUUGGGCAGAGCUGCAAACAGAUGUGGAGCUUUCCAUGUUGGUCUCUCUGUGCGCUUCCCACCUCCAGUGUUCUAUCCAGAGGGUGCUGAGGGAGGUCCUUGUGCUCUCUCAGAGCAGCAGGCAGUGUAGUGGAGGACAGCUGGGUGGGAGCUGUAAAGAGUGAACCAGAAGGUGUGCUGGCGUCAGAAGUGGAAAGGAAAGAGGCCAGAAGAAUAAACAGAAGUGAAGAACAGGUCUUUUCAGGAAGGCUUGAAGGAGGGUGCGGCACUGUGGAUGCCUUAGGAUGAGCUACUUAAAUAUGGGAAAAAGUUUAAGGUCGGAGGCCUGAACCGUCUUAUGUUCCGAACAAGUAAAAAGAAUGUGCCUUCACUGCACAUUUCAGCAACACGGCUUUCUUAAAACUGUAAAAUCAGAACUAAUGCAAAUAUGCACUUUUCUGCACAUAAUUUAAGUGUUAUAAAUUUUAAUGAAAACAUAAUACCUUGUUAACAUAACUAUAUUUUACCAAAAAUGUAGAACACUUUUUAACAACUUUCAUUUAAAUUAGUUUUUUUAAGAUUAAAAAAAUCCCAGUAUUCUGAUUUGAGGUUUUUCCAAAGCUCACAUGUAUUUGAAAGAUUUGGUUCUUUAUGUGGGAGUGUUUAGGGGUGGUCUAUUUAUUUUGGUUGGCUUAUAGCCAUAGUCUUUGUAUUUCACAAGCAUGUGCAUCUUAGAUCGGCUACGGGGGAGCUCAGAUGUCCAACACCACCCCCAGGUAUCAGUAUUCCAAUUGUGUAUUAAAUUAUGCCAAUGUGUCAGGUUAUAAAGACACUAAAAGUAUAUAGAAGUAUGUGUGUGAUGAGACUAACUACAUAGUAAUGGAUUCAGCUCAUAUGAAAGCUGAGUGUUCAGUUUCACACACAUUCUCCCAUGAAUUUUUUUCCCUUCAAAUUUAAAAUUUGUUUACAUUGACUAAUUCUUUGUAGGCUCUUGAAAAUAUAUUUGGACUAGGGGUUCUUUCCAGUUCCAUUUGAAAACAAUUCAUUUUAGGAAGCCUUUAGCCAACCUAGACCUCUAGACCUUUAGGAGACCUGAAGUUUUGUUUUGUUUUGUUUUUUCACAUGAGGAAUAAGAAUGCUCACUUUUCCUUUGAAAGUAAGCCUAGCUUAUAAUUAAAUUAUUAUUUUAAAUAGUCUUUGAAAAAGAAAUGCAAGUGAAUCCCCUUCUAGUGCAAUUUAUGCACGCAUUCACUUUAAAAUGUUGGUUUAAAUGCAAUGCUAAUAUACAGCUGCCUUCUUCAUUUGGUGUGUCAAAUACAAUGGGAAUCGUAGUAUUUCUAUACCCAACGUUCGCUUAUGCUUAUGUCAUAGGAUGAAGAAAAGCAUCUGUUUGUAGAUAAGCCUCCUAAUGAUUGUUGGAAUAUUUGACUUGUUAUCCUGUAAAACUGUUUAACUGAUGGGUUUGUCUGAUGCUCAAAUAUGCCACACUAUGAUUUGCAAGGUAAAUGUUAGUGAUUUAAAAUGUUUUUCUGUAAUACUGAGCAUUGGUGAAUACUAGAAUUUAAUUUCCAUAAUACAUGUAGGACUUUUCUUCAGUUCUCUACUCCUGGCAAGCCAUUCCUUAAGGCAUCUUGUAUAAUUCAAAAGAAAAAUAGGCAAAUGUGAAAACAGUUUCAAUAUAUUUUAGGAUUUUAGUAUGUAGUGUUUUGCUGAAUCCUAUGGCCGUCAAGACUAAUUGCUAUAGUUUACAGUUAGAUAUUCUGUCACUUAUUAAAUGUGGCAUAUUUUCAAACUGGAGCUGUAUUACCCUGGAUAUUGUAAAAUUUAAAAAAUUAAUUCUUUAUUGUGCUGUAAUAUCCUUUUAUACAUAAUUAAUAUGUUAGUUGCCUUAUAUUUAAAUAAUUUCAAUGAUAAUGUAAAACCUGAAAAAUCUCUUUACCCUUUUAUAUCUCUUCCCGAAAAAUUUCCUAGUCUGUCUUUCCCAGCUUCUUAUGUAGACCACAAGGCUCAUGCUCAGUAAUAAACUGAGAAAUAUA
Mesocricetus auratus (golden hamster) is the source of this 3849-nucleotide messenger RNA. It is a transcript of the gene Mdfic, whose product is annotated as MyoD family inhibitor domain containing. Bases 591 to 1409 code for a protein of 272 amino acids. The transcript has 4 exons. The record is from RefSeq and is a predicted model, not a curated record. Lineage: Eukaryota; Metazoa; Chordata; Mammalia; Rodentia; Cricetidae.